Megalops cyprinoides (Indo-Pacific tarpon) is the source of this 2162-nucleotide messenger RNA. RefSeq names its product COP9 signalosome complex subunit 5-like. Gene Ontology annotation, molecular function: deNEDDylase activity; protein binding; metallopeptidase activity. Gene Ontology annotation, cellular component: cytoplasm; COP9 signalosome. The transcript is spliced from 15 exons. The record is from RefSeq and is a predicted model, not a curated record. NCBI's taxonomy places the organism in Eukaryota, Metazoa, Chordata, Actinopteri, Elopiformes, Megalopidae. Gene Ontology annotation, biological process: protein deneddylation. The coding region runs from base 213 to 2048 and encodes 611 amino acids.
AUGGCUGCCUACUACGCUUGUCAUUCGGAACCCGAAAAAAGUAUUGUAACCGUCUAGUCAGUUAGUGUUUGGGACCUCUGUAAGGAGAGCGUACGUUUUCAUACAAGAUACACUGCUUUUUAAAGUAUUUUUCUUCCUCCACACCUCAACAAAUAUAGUUGAGGGUAUCGUGGCUAAUUCAUAUAGCCGGGGGCUACAUCUAGCCCAGUAAAAUGGCAGGGGGUAGCAUAUCUCAGAAGACCUGGGAGUUUUCCAACAGCAUGCAGGAAGUUCAGAGCAUAGACGAAAUCUACAAAUAUGACAAAAAACAACAACAAGAGAUUCUGGCAGCGAAACCGUGGACGAAAGACAACCACUAUUUUAAGUACUGCAAAAUAUCUGCCCUGGCGCUGCUGAAGAUGGUGAUGCACGCCAGGUCCGGCGCGAACCUGGAGGUGAUGGGCUUGAUGAUUGGAAAGGUGGACGGGGAGACCAUGAUAAUAAUGGACAGCUUCGCUCUGCCUGUGGAGGGCACGGAAACGCGUGUCAACGCACAGGCAGCGGCGUAUGAAUACAUGGCAGCGUACAUUGAAAAUGCCAAACAGGUUGGACGCCUGGAGAACGCAAUUGGCUGGUACCACAGUCACCCAGGCUACGGCUGCUGGCUCUCCGGCAUUGAUGUCAGCACUCAGAUGCUCAACCAGCAGUUUCAGGAGCCUUUUGUUGCAGUGGUUAUUGACCCAACUCGAACGAUAUCUGCGGGUAAAGUCAAUCUUGGAGCCUUCAGAACGUAUCCCAAGGGCUACAAACCCCCUGAUGAGGGGCCCUCAGAGUACCAGACUAUUCCGUUGAAUAAGAUUGAAGACUUUGGGGUGCACUGCAAACAGUAUUAUGCCUUGGAAGUGACUUACUUUAAGUCAUCCCUUGACCGCAAAUUGCUUGAACUCCUGUGGAACAAAUAUUGGGUCAAUACGCUCAGCUCCUCAAGUCUCUUGACCAACUCGGACUACACCACAGGACAGGUGUUUGACCUGUCUGAAAAACUGGAGCAGUCAGAAGCUCAGCUAGGGAGAGGUAGCUUCAUGCUGGGUUUAGACACUCAUGACAGGAAGUCUGAAGACAAAUUAGCCAAGGCAACACGAGACAGCUGCAAGACAACUAUAGAAGUAAUCCAUGGUUUGAUGUCUCAAGUUAUAAAGGACAAACUGUUCAAUCAAAUCAACACAUCGGCCACCAUCAUGGUCCACCUCAGUGUAGACAUGAUUGCCAAAUCCAGUACUUGUUUAAAGAAUAAAGGAAAUUAUUCACUUGCACAGUAUCUCAAGAAACUAACCCACCUCAAUUUCUCCAACAAGAACAUUGAACACAUCGAUGAUCUCUCUGUGUGCAAAAACCUCACAGUCCUGUACCUGUACGACAAUCAAAUAACACAGAUCUGCAACCUGAACUUUGCCUCCAACCUCACACACUUGUACAUGCAGAACAACAACAUCACUCAAAUAGAGAACCUCUCAGCGCUGCAGAGACUUUACAAGUUGUACCUGGGGGGCAACAGCAUCAUGGUGGUGGAGGGGCUAGAGGGGCUGAGGGAGCUGAAGGAACUGCACCUGGAGGGCCAGAGGCUCCCCUGUGGGGAGAAGCUGCUCUUUGACCCCAGGACCCUCCUCUCCCUCUCUGAAUCAUUGUGUGUUUUAAACAUCAGCAACAACAAUAUUGAUGAAAUUUGGGACCUGGUAGUUCUCAAGAGUCUCACACAUUUUUUUGCAACUGGUAACCAGCUUGAGGACAUAAAGGAAUUAGAGGUGGUUUGCAGCCAGUGGCCUCAGCUGUGUCAAAUGGAUUUGAGUGGAAAUCCUGCUUGUCAAAAACCCAAAUACAGAGACAGACUAAUAACUGUGUGCAAGACUCUUGCGGAUCUUGACGGGAAGGAAAUCAACGACAUGUCCAGGCAGUUUUUAUUAAAAUGGAAAGCUUCAAAGGAGGCAAAGAAGAAAAUGAAAUAUGAAAGGAUUAGGACUGCACAAAUGCUCUACCCAUUUCCUGACGGCAUGGUGCGGAGGUCCCUGUAAAUAACGUGCUGCUGGCGGAGAGGCAGAGUCUUCAGAUGUCCUGGGCCACUGCCGCACGACGCCCCAUACAGCCAUCUCUCACACUUGCUUGCACACUCGCCCAGGAGUGUACCU